AUGUGCUGGUCACAGUGUGGAAAGAGUUUUAAUCAGCAGAGUACUCUCCAACUACACCAGCGCAUUCACGCAGGAGAGAAGCCGUAUCACUGCUCACAGUGUGGGAAGAGUUUUACUCGUCAGAGUAAUCUCCAAAUACACCAGCGCAUUCACACAGGAGAGAAGCCGCAUCACUGCUCACAGUGUGGGAAGAGUUUGACUCCGCAGAGUCACUUCCAAACACACCAGCGCAUUCACACAGGAGAGAAGCCGUUUCACUGCUCACAGUGUGGGAAGAUGUUUGCUUGUUUAGUUACAUUUAAGACCUUCAAGUGCACUAACUCAGAGACAUUGCAUGAUUUAAAGUUGUCAAAUUAAAUAUGGUUGUUACAGUUUUGACUGAAAAUGACCUGUACUUUGAACUUUAUUGUUCAUGUUACACUAGUCAACAAUUUUUCAGAAGUUGUCUGCUUCAGAGAUGAAAUUGGCUAUUAUGAAAUUUGGUUUGUUGAAUUAGAAGUGACAGUUAAUCAGCUGAUUGGCUAUGGCUUCCAAGAUAUUUAAGAUUUUAAAUUUUGUACUUAUGUACAUUGUAUAGAUCGUAAUGUUUUAAAUAUAAAUUGUAAAACUAGGUCUCUUGUGUUUAUGGUCAGU
This is a messenger RNA of Neoarius graeffei (lesser salmon catfish), 633 nucleotides long. RefSeq names its product zinc finger protein 120-like. Gene Ontology annotation, biological process: regulation of transcription by RNA polymerase II. The record is from RefSeq and is a predicted model, not a curated record. Lineage: Eukaryota; Metazoa; Chordata; Actinopteri; Siluriformes; Ariidae. Gene Ontology annotation, molecular function: RNA polymerase II cis-regulatory region sequence-specific DNA binding; DNA-binding transcription factor activity, RNA polymerase II-specific. The transcript has 2 exons. Bases 1 to 357 code for a protein of 118 amino acids.